UCGGAUAUGAAGCUUCGUUGCGGCCGUUACAGCGAGUAGAUAUGUUCUUUAUAUUUCCCCUAAUUUCUAGUGUCGUCAUGUAUGUGUGUCAUCGUUAGCAAUUCCCGUCUCUUCCGAUCCCGUUCCCCGUUUCGAGGUCAUUCACAUCCUUUUCCUGGCCUCUGGAUAAUGCGCGCGGUUGAUUCUGUAAGGUAUCAAUACAAAUUUGUUGUUUGUUGUUUCGAUGAUGGGUUCUUCGGUGGUAGCUAUGCAUGCCCUAUCUGGGGCAGUACCUGCCCAUUUUAGUCCCAGUUUAUUUGCGAAUGCGCCGCACGUAGCUAUCCACUAUAAAACUCGUGGGAAGUACCGGAGGAAGAGUCGUGCGCUCGCAGCUUCAUGUUCUACAUCAAGAAUGCGGAACGGUUGCCUGAGAGAUUAUGGAUUUAGGAACAUCAAUAACCGAUUGUUGUCUUUGAAAUGCAAGUGCCAGCGAGCUGAGAGUACCAGUGGAGAUGCCAACAAGACCUGGUUCACUGAACCAACGAGUAAGGCAGAUCAGAUUCUUGGUGAGCUGAAUGGGCAGAAAGUUGUUGAUUUUGAGAAUGGUUCUGUCAUCAUGCCUAAUGAUGUAUCAGUCAAUCAGUCAUCGGACAAGACGAGAGGAAACUCUGUUGAGGAUGUGGCGUGGCGGCUUUUACAGGAAUCUGUGGUUUAUUAUUGUGGAACUCCAGUUGGAACUAUUGCAGCAAAGGAUCCAUCUGAUAGCGGUAGCAGUGUUUUGAACUAUGAUCAGGUUUUCAUUCGUGAUUUCAUACCUUCGGGGAUGGCUUUUCUAUUGAUGGGAGAAUAUGAAAUUGUCCGCAACUUCAUUCUUCACACUCUUCAGCUGCAGAGCUGGGAGAAGACAAUGGAUUGUCACAGUCCAGGUCAGGGAUUGAUGCCAGCAAGCUUCAAGAUUAGGACAGUUCCGCUUGAUGGUGAUGACUCUGCUACUGAAGAAGUCUUGGACCCUGAUUUUGGAGAAGCUGCAAUAGGACGUGUAGCACCAGUUGAUUCAGGAUUAUGGUGGAUUAUACUGCUACGGGCUUAUGGAAAAUGCUCUGGAGAUCUCUCAGUCCAGGAAAGAAUUGAUGUGCAGACAGGCAUCAAGAUGAUUCUAAAGCUUUGUUUAGCUGAUGGCUUUGACAUGUUUCCAACAUUAUUAGUAACAGAUGGUUCAUGCAUGAUUGACCGCCGAAUGGGGAUUCAUGGCCACCCUCUUGAAAUUCAGGCACUGUUCUAUUCGGCACUUGUAUGUGCUCGGGAGAUGCUUGCACCAGAGGAUGGAUCAGCAGACCUUAUUCGAGCAUUAAAUAACAGAUUAAUAGCACUGUCAUUUCACAUUCGGGAGUAUUAUUGGGUAGACAAGAGAAAACUCAAUGAGAUCUACAGAUACAAAACAGAAGAAUAUUCUUAUGAUGCUGUGAACAAGUUCAACAUCUACCCUGAUCAAAUUUCUCCAUGGCUAGUGGAAUGGAUGCCUGAGAAAGGAGGUUACUUUAUUGGAAAUUUGCAGCCUGCACAUAUGGAUUUUCGUUUCUUUUCUCUAGGAAAUCUGUGGUCUAUAGUGAGCAGUCUAGCAACUACACAUCAAUCACUUGCCAUUUUGGAUCUUAUUGAGGCUAAAUGGUCUGAUUUGGUGGCAGAUAUGCCAUUUAAGAUAUGCUAUCCUGCUCUCGAGGGUCAGGAAUGGCAAAUUAUUACUGGCAGUGAUCCCAAAAAUACGCCUUGGUCAUACCACAAUGGAGGUUCCUGGCCAACAUUGCUCUGGCAGCUCACAGUUGCAUGCAUUAAGAUGAACAGGCCAGAAAUUGCUGCAAGAGCCAUUGAGGUUGCGGAAAAGCGCAUUGCAGCAGACAGGUGGCCUGAAUAUUAUGAUACCAAGCGAGCACGAUUCAUUGGAAAACAAGCUCGUCUGUACCAAACUUGGUCCAUCGCAGGCUUCCUGGUGGUGAAGCUGCUGCUAAAAAACCCAGAUGCUGCAAGAAACAUAUGGAACGACGAGGAUGCAGAGAUUGUGAAUGCCUUGAACAUCAUCGUCGAUUCCAACCCAAGGAAGCGAGGCAGGAAGGUGCUAAAGAAAACCUAUAUCAUUUGAGGAGACAAGCUUUUAUUUAUUUUGAUCAAGAGAACAAGUUUGAAGCUUUGCAUAUGAGAAAUCGAGAAGGAAGAUGAAUGCCAUUGUUUGUUCCCGAAUCAUACAACACUGUAGUGUUGUACACAUGAAUCCCAUGUUAGCUUUUUCUUUGCAUUCCAUAUGCCAUGAUGGAAUAGGGUGUUAUGUUAUACGACAUAUUAAGAGGAGAAUGUAAAAUUAUGAUAUCAUUGACAUCAUUUAUUUUUCUCAA
Molecule: messenger RNA, 2366 nt
Organism: Musa acuminata subsp. malaccensis (wild Malaysian banana)
Lineage: Eukaryota; Viridiplantae; Streptophyta; Magnoliopsida; Zingiberales; Musaceae
Product: neutral/alkaline invertase 3, chloroplastic
Biological process (GO): sucrose catabolic process
Cellular component (GO): chloroplast
Molecular function (GO): sucrose alpha-glucosidase activity; endo-alpha-N-acetylgalactosaminidase activity
Source: RefSeq, a predicted model, not a curated record